Molecule: messenger RNA, 2766 nt
Organism: Penicillium brevicompactum
Lineage: Eukaryota; Fungi; Ascomycota; Eurotiomycetes; Eurotiales; Aspergillaceae
Product: F-box domain protein
Exons: 2
Coding region: 1-2766 (921 amino acids)
Molecular function (GO): protein binding
Source: RefSeq, a predicted model, not a curated record
AUGGAGGAUGUCUCCUUGCCCGAGGGUUCCCCCGAGUCCCACCACGCGGGUACACCGCUCGGCUCGAACGCGUCCCUGGGUCAGCUACCAGUCAAGGUGAUCGAGGACAUCCUCUAUGCUGCUGAUGCCAACACAUUUGCAUCACUUUCUUUGUUGAAUCAGAAGUGGAAGCAUGUAUCCGAGUCGGCAGCGCUAUAUGCCCACCAUUUAUCGCGAUGUCCAUCAUUCUCCUGGACUCAUGGUGCCGUGAAGACACCUGUGGAGACGGAAAAUCUUCUUGGUCUCAAGCGUCAAUUUAUCAAGCAAGUCAGGCAGAAUGCAUUCGAUGCGUUCUUGCGACCCCGCCAAACCCUCUUGAAGUUGAUUUCGAGUUCUAUGAGUUCUUCUACAGCUUUCCCCCAGGGUGAAGUGUUUCGAUUCUCAUUUUCGGCAAAUGGACAGAUGGUUUUAUGUAUAAGUUCUUCACGAAUUAUCAUAUUAGAUGUGGCUUCUGACCCCGUGGUCGUCAAGCAUGAACUCAAGACCCGCAGGAGGCCAUUGGGAGCAACGAUUCGUGAUGACUGUUCUCUUCUUGCUGUGUUGUCUUCAACCCAUCGGGUACACAUUUACGAGCUUUCUGACGAUGAAGCGAAGCAUGUUCAAGUCAUCACACUGAACGAUGCUCCAAGAGAUAUCGCAUUCUCACCAACAGGCAGUGUGCUGGCCUUGUCCUUUGACGACAGUAUAGAGGUGUUUGCUGUGGGCGAAGAAGCAUUGCCGACUGAUCGUCGAGCAGUGCGCUGUCUGCGUGCGGAUGCACUUUCAUUCUCGCCUGACGGAUCAAUGCUUGUCGGAUCUUCGACUGAGACUUCGAGUAACGGAAUUGUUACAAUCACCGCGCCUUUUUAUACUGAAACUGGGACUGAUGCAUCGCCUGAAGAACUUCACAUGCGAAUGUGGACAACACAGAUUCUGUUUCCCGAGAUCACACCCGGCUUCUCCCACGCAUGCCUUCUUUCUGGCCAUGAAGAGUCGGAUGACUCUUGGGUGAUGGGAUACGACGAUCAAUUGGCAUCGUUUAGACUGCUCAAACUGAGCGAUGCUGAUGGCGGAAUCGUUUAUUUUGCCAGUCCGUUCUGCAACGACGAGUCACGAGAGAUGCGGCCAAGCAUGAGACCUGCUAUGGAUGAGUCAGGGGAGCUUGUCGCUUUGGGAUUCCAAGACUCGGAAUUGUGGAUAUAUGGGGUCCCAGAACGGUUGGAUAUAACCCCCAAGGCAAGCCCAGUCUCGGGUGCCCAGAUCCACAUUACCGGUACUCGUAUUGGUGGCAGUCAUCACUGCGGGGAUUGCCCGCCUCGCGAUAAUCUAGCUCAGCUUCAAAAGAUUGUUCAGCAACCCAAAAUCCUGAUCCGUGGACGUCGAGUGACUGACAUGCAUGGAAUCACUGCCGCUUGUUGGGUGCGGGCGGCAGAGUCAACCCCAGAUAAAGACAGGAUCCGUCGUCGGCUGGUGGCCGUCGCACCCGGUGGAGUUCACCCACAGGCAUUAGGCGAAGAAGACAUACCAAUUGAUGGGGGCCGCAUUCUUCUGCUUGAUUUUGAGCGCUCCACGAACAAUGGCGAGACACUGGAGCUUAAUAUCGAAGUUGGAGAAGUGGAGCCCAAGACGCUCAAGGAACCAGACUCUUCUUUGGACACGGAAGUUGAGCUUGAACGAAGACGCACUCGGUUACACCGUGGCGAUACUGCCAUGACAAUUGGCAACUUUGGCAAUCGAUCGUCAGCAAUCAGUCGAGAAUCCCGACCCCUGCCACUUCGAUUCCGCCGGAACAGUCUUGCAAGUCCAACGUCCCCCACCGAGGUAUCUCAAGGAGGCUUACUGGACUUGCCUUAUGAUAAUACCCAACCGCGUUCCAGUGACGUACUUCAUCGAGCCGCCACUGCAGCGGCCUCAACCCGUGGGCGAUAUGACCCUCGCUAUCGCAACACCCCUGAACGUCGACAACUACCGCACGAUAGGGACGCCGACAACUGGGUGCCACCUCCUCCUCCUUACCAACGCGAGACAGAAGUAGCAUUACCAGACGAUCUGAGAAGAACCCUUCUUCCGAGAGCCUCGGCCGACUUUCAACCUUUUGCCAAUGCGUCCCACCAGCCCGAGCGGACACAAAGCACUCGUGUCGCACGUUCAAUUUCAGCGAUUACACGCCCACAAUCAGCCAUCAUACAGAGACUGGGGACUCUCACCAGCGCCAGGCGCCGCGGAAGCUCUAUCGGUAGAGGUAUCGACUUCUCUGGGCAGCCGCAAUUUGCAACCAAUCCGGUGCCUCGCGACUCCCUCGUCAACCACGCCUCGUCAGGAGACCAUAGUUCUUCCGUGCGUCCAAUUGCAGCGACAUCGAUGGCGCAGCACCAAUCAGCGGUACAAACCACGCCUACCUUGGCGGUACAUCCAGCCGAGCAAACAGCCCGUGAGAACACGAUGCCUCUACCUUAUCUGGGUGCCACUGCGCUCGGUGACGCACUGGGAGAUGCCUACUUCCCGUACUCGGUAUCCUCUCCGAACCUCCUACACAUCCCCCAGCCAUAUGGUGAUAUACAUGGCACAACAGACGAUGAUCACGACAUACCCCAGAGGCAGCGUUCCUUCCACCGACGGGCCUCCACUGAGCCGACCAGCCUCCCGCCACCAGAAAACGAAGAAUGGCGGAGACGGAUUCAAGAUUGGAAUGAUCACACUGUCAAGGCGCGAGGUCGCAAGCGAAGGGGCAAAUGCAUUGUUAUGUAG